Molecule: messenger RNA, 6125 nt
Organism: Xenopus tropicalis (tropical clawed frog)
Lineage: Eukaryota; Metazoa; Chordata; Amphibia; Anura; Pipidae
Gene: inhba
Product: inhibin subunit beta A
Exons: 2
Coding region: 378-1613 (411 amino acids)
Biological process (GO): system development; positive regulation of transcription by RNA polymerase II; animal organ development
Cellular component (GO): extracellular region
Molecular function (GO): growth factor activity; hormone activity
Source: RefSeq, a predicted model, not a curated record
AAACUCCCACCCUCUCUCAUUCACUCACUCACUUCAGGCUAGUCCGUCCUCUCUGUCUCUACUCUCUUUCACUCUCUCUCUCUCAAAAGGCAGAGACAGAAGUCAGAGCGUUUCACACUGACAGCCACAAAUACCCACAGCACUUAAACCAGGGAGAGGGAGAGGGAGAGAGAGAGAGAAACUGCAAAUCCAAACUUUACUGAAAAAGAGAAACUUUUUGCUUGUCUCUGAGAAUUUUCUCAAGGAGGAAAAGAGAUACUGUAUAUUUCAAGGAAUUAACUUUCUCCACAAAACAAGAAGAGAUAGAGACAGAAAAGGCAAAUAAAAGAAAGAAAAGCUGAGUGUUUUGGGGGAAAGAAUCAUCACCUGGUGACAGGAUGCCUGCACGCUUGCUGAAAGGAGUUUGUUUGGUACUUUGCUGGAUUAUAGUGAGGAGUUCCCCAACUCCAGGAUCUGAGGGGCACAGCUCAGUGAAUGACUGUCCAUCUUGUGCCCUUGCAAGAUUUCAAAAGGAUGUGCCCAGUUCUCAGAGUGACAUGGUGGAGGCAGUUAAGAAGCACAUAUUGAAUAUGCUGCAUUUAAGAGACAGACCAAACAUCACACAGACAGUGCCUAAAGCAGCUCUCUUGAAUGCCAUUAAGAAACUACAUGUGGGAAAAGUGGGAGACGAUGGGCAAGUUCAAAUUGAGGAUGUCAUUGCAGGAAGAGCAGAAAUGAAUGAAAUCUCUGAGCAAACUUCAGAAAUCAUCACUUUUGCUGAAUCAGGACCAUCCAAGAAAAUACUGCGCUUUGAAAUUUCCAAAGAAGGUAGUAACUUUUUAAUUAUUGGAGAAGCGGACCUUUGGCUCUUCCUAAAAUUGUCCAAGGCGAAUCGAAGUCGCGCCAAACUGACUAUACGGUUGUACCACCUGCAAAGAGGUCAGAAAGACCAACGUGGAUCUGAGAACAACAAAAGUGAACUGCUUAUUGCAGAAAAAGUAGUGGAUACAAGGAAAAGUGGAUGGCAUACAUUUCCAAUAGCUGGCAGCAUCCAGCGUUUACUUAAUCAUGGCAAAUCAACCAUAGAUAUCAGAGUAGCAUGUGAUCAAUGCCAGGAGGCAGGGGCUACACCUGUCUUGCUUGGAAAACGUAAGAAAAAGGAUGAUGAAGACAAAGAAGCAGGAGCAUCUGGUGUUGAGGAAGAAAAGGAGCAAUCUCAUAGGCCUUUCCUAAUGAUUGUUGCCCGGCAGACAGAUGAGCAUCCGCACAGAAGAAAAAAACGUGGCUUAGAGUGUGAUGGCAAAGUUAGCAUUUGUUGCAAGAAGCAUUUCUAUGUCAGCUUCAAAGAUAUUGGUUGGAAUGAUUGGAUCAUAGCACCUCCUGGCUACCAUGCCAAUUAUUGUGAGGGAGACUGCCCUAGCCAUUUUGCUGGAACUACUGGCUCUUCCUUGUCUUUUCACUCCACAGUUAUAAACCAGUACAGACUGAGGGGCCAGAGCCCCUUCACCAGCAUCAAAUCCUGCUGUGUGCCCUCUAAGCUUAGAGCUAUGUCCAUGUUGUACUAUGAUGACGGUCAGAAUAUAAUUAAAAAGGAUAUUCAGAAUAUGAUUGUGGAGGAAUGUGGCUGCUCGUAAAGUAAAGAAAAUAGAGCACUGUCAUUGUCAGCAUUGCAAUCAAAAUACACUAAUCAAGAGAAGUGCAAACGGACAAAGAUCAAAAGUCAGAGUUAUCUGGGUUUGGGGGGUGAACUUGAUUCAUAGUUACCAGCCUGCAGCAAUUUUUAUCCAAACGUGGACACCACUUUUUUAAGCGCAACUGUGGAUUUUAUUUUAAAUAAAAGCACAAGAACAAAUAUAUAGCUAUUUAUACAAUGUUUGUGUAUCUCUUGGGUACUUCAGUUAGUAUACAGGCAGGUAUACAAAUGUGUAUAAAUAGGUACACUGUAUAGAUAUCCAGAGAGUCAUGUUUGAUGCCAUGUUGUCAGUCAGCAGUUCAUAGUUUCAGAAGAGUAAAUACAUUGCGCAGGUGAUCUCACCUUCUUCCUCUGCACUAUCCUUGCAAAAGUAGACAAAAAUGCAGAAAAAAAAUUACAAAGUUAAAUUUCACUACGGUGCUGAUGAUCUUAGAACUAUGCAACUUUUUGGGUUUGAAAACCGUUUACCUGAGAAUUAAAAGAGAGACUUUUUCAGUGGAAGUAACGUAAAUAUUUUUGUUCUUUCAUGAGAGAUACUUGAAAGGAACAUGUUGGUCCAGGUUCUGGAUUCAAACAUUUCUAUAUUUUGUUUAAAAAAAAAAAAGAAAAAAGAAAAAUGUAAAUGUUUCUUUUUUUUUAAUUUGCACUACAACAGUAUUUGACCGCCUAAUAUUCUUAUUUAACAAGUAUUUUCGAGAGAGGUUUUAUGAGCUGCACUUAACAUGAGCUAUAUCAGAACUGCUACAGCACACAGCAAAAUAGCUAUUUUUAUGACUAUUUUCAUUUUUUUUCUACCUUCAGUGAUACACCUACACCAAAGACAUUAGUGUGGAGACUUAACAGUCUGCCUGAUGACAAUCACAGGCAGAUAUGAAAGAAUAUAUUUAAAGGAUCAAAUGUAUAUAAAAAGUUAUUAAAAGCCAAAAUUGUAUAUUCUAUCUAGAUUCAUUUAUGGGUAACCGUGCUGGUUUGAAAUAUUUUUUUCCUUUUCUAGAAGGAGAAAAAAAGCAUUUCAGCAACUAAUGUGUCUGGCCUUGUUUGGCCUUAUUUUGCCCACUUUACACACUGGGUAGAAAAAUGAUCAGCAUGAUGCUGAAAUAUGUUGCCUCUUUUUUAUGCUGAACAAAAUGCAGUUGUUUUUAAGAUAAAAUGCAAGCUUUAUACUGUAUAGCAGAUCUUUUCCUCCAAAUUAUCUCAAAUUCUAACUGAUACAGUGUAUUUUACUGCAUUAUUAAUUAGCGGCAUAAAAAUCAAACACUGCUUAACAAAUGCCACUAUUCUCGUGGCAAAACCUAAAAUCGUAUUGCAGAUGUUAAUUAACAACAAUAAUCAAUGGAUCAUUAAUGACAAUUCGAAGUGAGAAUAGUAGUGUGGUUUUUUUUUUUUUGAACCGUGGCAACAGAAAAAAUUCCGCCAUUUGUUUUGGACAAUUUCAAGUGUUUUGUAAGUAUGUAUAUGUGUAUAAGAGCAAACAGAUUUUUUUUCCUUUGUAUAAUUAUCAAAACACAUACUUGUAACUAUUUUCUAAUUUAUUCCACAGUAUUUAGCUUGCAUUGUAAAGCAAAUGGUGUAUUCAUGUAUUUGUCUUUUUUAUACAAGUACAUUUUUUCUGACUUGUUUGCAGUUUGCAAAGAAAGGAAAAGAAAAGUAGAACAUAUUGUAAUAUUUUACACUGAUGUAUAUAUACAUAUAUAUAUAUAUGUUAAGUUGAUUUCAUUUGGCAAAAUUCCAAUGAUCAAAUACACUUGUGUAUCAUAAAGGCAGUAGGUGGAAGGAAUGAAAUACACUAUACCACUGUGUUGUGGUUGAUGUCAGAUAACAGCAUUUGUUAUUUGGGAAAAGUUAACUUUUAUUACUAUGAAUGAUUUUUUUUUACCACUAUCUAAAAUGGUAAAAUUCCUGUAAAGCACUUAUGUGCGCAUACAGUACACUAAAGCAGUAAGUAACUGUUCCUCUACAUCCUUACAAAAUAUGAAAAAAGAAAACAAAUACAGUUUGCCCGAGGCAGUGCCAAAUCACUACUCACGCAGUCUGUUUCCCACACAUUUUGAAAAAAAAAGCAUUCAGACAAAUAAAAAUAUACAAUUCAAUCUUUCAUAGACUUUAAGGAUUCAUGUAUAACACUAUUUAAGUCACUGUUUAUACCUCAUGCAGAGUUUGAAUUCAGCCCUGUUCAUCCUAGUUUAAUCUGCAGACUCCAGUUUUUAAUAGAAACUUAAGUCAAAUUGCUUGAUCAUCUAAAUGCAGAGAGCAAUUGUUAUUUGAAAACAGCAGUUAGAAAUAAAAGGGCUGGAGAAUGUGUGGCAAUGUUAUAUAGAUAAUUCACUAAAAUGCCUUUUAUAACAUGCCACAAUUUGUUAAAAUUACUAAACUACCUUUAGGAAUGUUAGCCUCUACCUUGUAGCCUUCAUACACAUAAGACAACUGAACCUAAAUAUGAUUAGAUUACACUUUUGAUGCCUUUAUUGUCUGUACAAAUUUGUUCAGCACACAAACAGUCAGAAUCCUGUUGAAUAUUGUAGCUUAAUAAAUUAAGGUGCAUUAGGAAAUACUUGGCGGCCAGAUUAUAUGAUGUCUGAUUGACAAUUCACUGUGGCAUACAGUAUAUGCAUUUACUCACUUAAGAAUUCAAGUAGUAACACAUCAUCAAUGUAUUUGGGAGCAGGUGCUGUUAUAUAGAAACAGCAGACUCUCAAACUCAUUUUAAUGAGAUUCUGUUGAUUAUGAUUAUACCAUCUACAAAGUCAGACGCAUGUAAUGUCCCUGUAAAUGUAAAAGGAAAUAUGAAGACAGUCUAUGAACAAAAAAAAUAAAUAAUAGGAGAAGUGAUGAAGGUGUGAAGGUGAUGGAAAAGAAAAUAAGAACCUGUUAGCUAUGGGCCUAAGACAGAGCUGCAUUUAUAACAUAUCUUAAAGCCGGACUGUUCUUGGCCAAGUUAUACCAAUAGCUUAUUCAUUGAUGGUUCAAGUAGAAAGUGGCAAAAAAAAAAAUGCUUGAUAACAUGAGAGAAAGCGGAUGUUAAUCAAGGCUGACCACUGGGAACAGCAUAAAGAAGAGUUUAUUUUAAUGAAAUCUUUAUGUCUACAAAUAGCAAUAGAAAUUGUUACCACAUUUUACUGGUUUUGUAGAUCCUGUUAUGCUCAAAACAACCACCCUUUUAAGGUAGCUGUGCAAAAAACUAAUUAUGUGUAAAUGCUACCACAUUUUUUCUGAAUGCUCAAAUCACUUUCCUUAUCCCUAAAUGAGCUUUUCCUCAUUUUUCUAAAACAAAAUCAUUUCUAUUCGCCUGACACAAAAUGUUUGUAGAAAAUUAUCUCCAAGACCCAUUUCUUCUUUAAAUUUCAAAUUUGUGUAAAUGUAAGGCGUCAUCAACAUAGUUUGGUAUUCUAGAAAUAACUCCACUUUUCCUCAAUCUGGUAUUGCCCUAUAACUUGCAGCUGGAAAUUCUGUACACACAUUUCAUCCAUUUCUUAUCAUAAUAAGAAUAUUCAUUAGGAUUUCCAUGCUGUUACAUGUAAUAGGAAUAUAAAGUCAUUACAUUAAUCAUUGUUAAUUUGACAUAUUCAAUACUCUUGUAGUAUUGCAAGGUGGCCUUUCAGUGCCUAUAAGAUGUAAUAAUUGCUUUAAACUGAGGCUUAUAUUUUGGAGAAGAAAGUGUUGGCUCUGAUGAUGUAAUGUUGAAAAUGAAAAGAAAUUUCCACUUACGAAAAAAAAAGAUUAUUUAUUCUUCUAGGUUACUAUAUCAUAAAAUGUAUUUAUUUUGUAUGAUAAACAAAACAACAUUGUAAAUCCCUAAAUAGUUUCAUACUUCUUUACACGUUUAACUUUAGUGACCAACUUAUUCUCAAUAAUUAUGUUAUGUGCAUUCCACUUUUUUUUUUUCAUUUUGUUUUUAAUUGCUUUAACCAAUGUCCAUUCUGCUUUAUGUAAUUAAAAUUGUUAAUUUAUAUGAGGAGAACAUUUUCAACUAUGUCAAUGGUUUCUUAAUAUUUAUUGUGUAAAAGACUGUUUUUUUUAUUUACAGUUUGUUGAAAGAGAUAUGUUUGCAUUUGUUUAUAGUAGAAAUUAUUUAUUUUGACGGCAUUCCAUUCAGUGUGUUUUACAUGUGGAAGGUUUGCUAGUUGUACAUUUUAGUGGGAAAUACUCAGCAGCUCCUAGUAGAUUUUAGGGUUUAUGAUUUUUUGUCUAAAGAUCUGUAUGGAAGUUUUUCUUCCUCUCCCUUUUUAAAAACCGCAAUGGUUUGCCAUGCAAACAUGGAGUCAACUAGCUGACGUUGUUAAGAAGGGAGGAUCUGAAAACAAGAACGACUCCUGAAAUAAGGUUAUUUUUUAUAUUUGUGCAAGAUGUUUGAGUCAGUACUGGUUAAAUCUGAAUCUUUUGUUAUCUUGCCCUUUGAAAACUGACAAAAUAAAACAACUUAAGUGAACUAAAUAAAGGGAGUUUCACUGAGAAA